Messenger RNA from Ostrea edulis (European flat oyster), 5641 nucleotides. RefSeq lists its product as uncharacterized. The transcript is spliced from 2 exons. The coding region runs from base 28 to 1542 and encodes 504 amino acids. Lineage: Eukaryota; Metazoa; Mollusca; Bivalvia; Ostreida; Ostreidae. Gene Ontology annotation, molecular function: GTP binding. The record is from RefSeq and is a predicted model, not a curated record.
CAGAGAUCAGACGAUGAAAAAACAAUCAUGCUAGUUGGGGCAACUGGUUCUGGGAAAAGUACACUAGUUGAUGGUAUAGUGAAUUACGUCAUGGGUGUCAGUUUUGAUGACCCGUUCAGAUUUACCCUUGUGCAGCUAGAAGAGGAAGAAAGGAAGACACAUAAUCAGGCAAUAUCCCAAACAGAGUGGAUAACUGUUUACAAAAUAGCGCCACAAAAGGGAAGUCGAUUAUCGUACACUCUCAACAUCAUCGACACGCCGGGGUUUGGAGAUACCAGAGGAAUAGACAGAGAUCAUGCUAUAAUAGACCAAAUCCGUCAUCUGUUUUCGGCUAAAGGAGAACAGGGAGUUCUCUUCAUUGAUGCCGUUUGUUUUAUUGUAAAGGCCCCAGAUGCACGACUUACUAUUUCACAAAAGUAUAUAUUUGGUUCCAUCAUGUCGUUGUUUGGCAAGGAUAUUGAGUCAAACAUUUGCACUUUGAUAACAUUUGCUGAUGGUGCAGAGCCCCCAGUUCUUGCCUCUCUGAGGGAGUCAAACCUACCAUUUGGCUCUACCUUUCAAUUCAAUAAUUCUGCCUUAUUUGCAGAAAACAGGAACCUUUCCUCCACAUCACCUUCACCCAUGUUUUGGGAAAUGGGGUGUAAUAGCUUUCAAAAGUUUUUUAACCAGUUGCAUCAAUUUGAAACAAAAAGUCUUUCUCAAACAAAAGAUGUUUUGCAAGAGAGAGAACAACUAAAGAUGAUCAUAGCAAAUAUUCUACCUCAGGUAAAAGCUGGUUUAUCAAAACUGGCAGAGCUGCGAGAACAGCUGGAGAUAUUCAAAAAACACAAAGAUGACAUAAAAAAUAACAAGGAUUUCACAUACGAGGUAGAGGAAACAAAACAGCACAUGAUUGAUUUACCACGAGGUCAACACGUAACUAACUGUCUUCAAUGCAAUGUCACAUGUCAUGAGAAUUGUUCAAUUGCAGACGAUUCAGAAAAAAGUCGGUGCUGGGCAAUGACAAAUGGUUACUGUAGAAUUUGCGUUGGGAAGUGUAUCUGGUCAGAUCAUAAGAACACGCCCUAUAUCUUUAAAUAUGCAAUGGAAAUGGUCACAAAAACGUACACAGAAAUGAAACAAAAAUACGAAGAUGCAAAGGGCUCUAAAUUGACCCACGAAAGCUAUAUUGAGGAACUCACAUAUGAUGUAGAUUACCUUUUUGAAAAUGUAGAAUUAAUGAUGUCAGAAAUGAACAAUUGCAAGGCUAGGUUAAAAGAGAUAGCCUUGAGACCCGAUCCUUUAUCUGCAGUAGAGCACAUCGAUCUCAUGAUCCAAGCCGAGGAAACAGAAAGACAGCCAGGGUACUGGCGGCGAAUAAAGAUGUUAAAUGAAAUAAAGCGCAUGGCCCAGACAGAUAAACAAGUCGAGAACUUUGAUGAAAAUUUCCGAAUGACAAAAGGUGAUAUCUCUUCCGCUGUUGGUAAAAAAAAUUCGAGGGUUCUGGACGUGCCCCCAAGAAAGGGAAGGGAAAUGUUUUUGUACGUGGAGUCCAUUAUUUGAAUUCCUUCUUCUAGAUGUGCAGAAGAACAACAGCUUAACAUUACCAAUAUAAUACACAUCGUUCCUUUAGGCACCGUAGAUAAUUUCUAAUGCUACACAAAAACCAUGCAUACAGGGUAUCAAUCUACAGUCACUUUCCUUCUGAUGUAUCAUUUUAAUGAAUAUCAGAUGCACGAAAAUUGUAUUUAUGUCAUUUUGAAGACAUGAAUCCAAUCGGAUAUGACGGUAAAUAUUUCAAACCUACCGAAUCAUUUAAGAAGUUAAUGAGUGUUAAACCUCACCUGAGUGUCUCAAACUAUCAAAAGCAAAUACUGUUUGGGUUUUCACUUAAAAAUUACCUAAGGAGAUAUAGGGGAUAUAGAGGUACAGGGAUUUCAACAGUCUCGAUUGAAGUCAACAUUUCGCAAAUUCUAUAGUCGUUAUAACGAUCUAGUUCGUCAAUACAACCUCGCAUUGGGUCAAAUGCUGUCUGACGUGUUUCAUACCGAUUGUUAAGCCGUUCUUGGCACACUGAUUUUGACUGUGGAUAACUCCGUUUACCUGAUCAGGAUAUGGGGCUCACGGCGGGUGUGACCGGUCAACAGGGGAUGCUUACUCCUCCUAGGCACCUGAUACCACCUCUGGUGUGUCCAGGGGUCCGUGUUUGCCCAACUAUCUAAUUUGUAUUGCUUGUAGGAGUUAUGAGAUUGAUCACUGUUCGUUAUCAUCACCUUGCAUUGAUGACCUUGAUCUUGGCCGUAUGGGCUUGGAGCAUAGUCUUCAUUUUAACUAUAUGGUUUAUUUAGACCCACCAUAGGGCAGAAAAAUUAACUAAGAUUGCGAUAAGACGUUCCUAAUAGUGGUACUUUGGGAACCCAUUUAGUUUACUACAUUGUCGUGUAUUUUAAAAUGUUUUGUCUACAUGACCUACAUGUUCAUUUUCAAGGCUUGCAUUAUUAUUUUUUUAGUUUUUGUUCACUCAAAACGUCCAAAUGGGCCGUGGCAUUGAUAAUUCAUAAAUUAUAGAUGUUCUCCUUCCCAUAGAUGAUACGUAUCAAUUUUGGUGAAAGUUCGAAUGUAACUAAAUUUACAACUCACAAUCAAUGAACGGACGCGUCAUUGUCUCUAUCUAAAAGGUUUAGAGUGCAAGUUGGUUAAAACAAUAUUUUACAGGUAAUAGAAUGGUAUAUAGUUCUUUAAAAUACUGUAGAAAUUCUGUUUAUAAGUUUUCUUUUUCAUAUUAUAUCUUUAGAGAUUGUUUCGUUCCAUCCAUUGUCAUUCCAUCUAUUUACUUCAAAGGAGUUAUAAUAUUGAUAACUGUUCGUCAUUUUCGCCUUUGACAUGCUAUUGUGUAUGGUUUCAUUUGCUUUUAUAAACGCUAUAUGCAUGCCUAUUGUGGAUUUUCUCUCUCUCCUUCCCCCGAAUUUGUACGGUGUUGGAUUUGUUUGUCUUGUGGGUGGUGGGGCUAACGUACUAAUUUUUUUCUAAUCUUCACCUUUAUAUGUAUAACCAUACAAGACACACAAACAUUAUUUGCAAAACCUCAGCUCGGUGGCGAUACACCUAAAUUUGACAUGAUCAAUUACAUGGAAAUAUGCCGAGGAAAGUCAACAAAUCGAUUUGUUCCAAGGAAAAUUCUUCCAAUUUUGAUAUAAGUUAUGUGACAAUUCGUUAUUGAUAAAGGUGUUACUUACUCGUUUGAAUUUCCCCUAGUGUUGACUUUCGUCGGUAUUUUUCUGUGUAAAAUCAUAUCAAAUCCACGCGAUUACUGUGCUUAUGAUAUACGGUGUUCCCUCAAUAUAUUGCCCCCGUUAGGCUUAUUGCCUGAACAUCUUAAAGAACAUAUUUCUUCCCAUGUUAACACCACCGUUAUAAUUCCAACCCUGCAUAAUGCCGUAUGCGACAAAUUUUCACAAAUGAUCACAUUUUAUAGGGUUUACUUUCGAUGGCAUUGCCAAUUACCUAGCACCCAUCGGUAAUCACACAUGUACGAUGAUAAUUGUGCGGUGAAGUGUAACAGUUUAGACAGGGUAUUCAGGUGACCAGGUUAAUUACUAAUAAUUGUGGAAUUAAACUCGAGAUAAUUCAAAUGUUUAUACAGAAUGGAAUCCAAAUAACUUUAUGGUAUUGCAUUUCUUUUGAUUGCUCAGUGAAUUGUCCGCAAUUGUGAAUUUGUUAUAUUGCCACCCCCGCUUUAUUGCCCAAAUUCGUCUUGAACAAAAGUUGGCAAUACAUCGAGGGAGCAUUGUAAUAUAAUGAUAUAUAGGUCAUAGGAGACGAUUUUUAAAAAAUAGUUUUGCGCGAAUAUAUGUUCUUUAAUCACUUGAUAUAUGUAAAUAAAUCGUUCAGAAAACAUCGUUAGUUAACAGAAGCUACAAAUCGUUAAAUGUCGCUGUGGUAUGAAGUAUCAAAAUAGUAUGAUGGCUUAUCCCCCUUGCUUGGUGACGUUAAAAGAUACCAGAUUAACGCAAAAGUGUAUUUCUUUAUACUAACAACUGCGGGAUGUUCAGUGUGUUUGCAUUCAACUGCAAUGCAGCACGUCAUGUGUUUUGAUGUACUUUUGUACAAAGGAUCCAACGUUCAGAAAAAACUUGGGUUUGAAAUUUACAUCGAGAACACAAAACUCGAAGUUGUGUGACAACCAUUUUCUUCGAUUACGGAGGUUGAUGAGGAUCGGUUUCGUUAUCGUAUACACUCUACAUUGGCAAAACCAAUAAUGGGUUUAAGUAAUUAAAUGUUCAACUAUUUUCGACUACGGACUAACUGCAAGCACGACGAAAACGAAAACAUUCUUUCAAACCUUGACUGAAUAAUGACAGUAGUACAGAUAUGUAUUUGUAAGUUCGUAUUUACAUGAUUUAAUUUGCUUAUAAAUGAAAUUUAACAAUGAAAUAUUCAUGUGAAGCUCUUCAGAUCAUAAGUUUUUCUCUCUAAAUAUGUAAGUAAAUAGAUGAAUAGAUCCAACUUUAAAUGUUGCAUUAUUAGACCCCCUUCCGUUUGAAAAAGAAUGUCCAAAGAAAAAGGUGGAGCGAUAUUAAUAUAGCAAGUUUACAUAUUAAGUGAAAUAAAGCAAUUUUUAACGAUCAUGCAAGAGUUGGGGUGAUAUUUUUUUCCAAUGAAGCACAAAUUAGAACGUCGGUUUCCUUUAUAUUGAGGAUAGAAUAAAAAAGAAACGUUAAAUGUCAAAUAAAGGGAUAGUAAAUUAUUCUCCACAUAGCUCCUAAAGUCGCAAGCUUUUUGUGAAAGAAUGUUAAGUAGCCACUUACAUUUAUUAUUAUAUUUACUUGUUAAACUAAAAUAGCAGCACACGAUACAUGUAAAAAUCCUACUGAAAAUCAAUUGAAAAUACAGCGCUCACGAUGUGUGCAAAGGAAAUUCUAAUCUGGCUAUAAAAUAUAUACGAGUAGGGUUGGGUUUAGGAAAGCAGAUCCAAUAAGAGAUGGACUGGGGAUGGUGUCCACCUUUUUGUCAGUCAACUUUUAACUUGAAUCCCCUUUUAAAAAAUACAAACGAUGUUGUGUAUUUCCAUGGGGUUAGAAAUAUUGCAGGUAAUAAGUAUCUUAUUGUCGUCAAAGAAUGUACUCUAAAAAUUACCAUUCAUCAUUAACCAGUCAAUAUUAAACUGAUUCAGAAUCUUGAUCGAUCUUCCGGUUACCCCUCCAAUGAAAAUUCGUAGAUGACGAUGUGACUAGCAUUUGCUUUAAUUAUGAGUUUAAAGUGAUAUCCUUGUAUAACAAACUAUGGUUCCUCAUUCAAAAACUACUCCAGUUGCGAAUAAAUCGUCUAUGGAUGUGCUUUUGUUUUGAUUCGCAAUUCAUAUUGCGGUCUCUUAUGACGUCACUAAUUCGGGGAAGAAGGAAAGAUAAUUGGGUAACAAUUUUCUAUUCCGAAUACCUUUGCUUUUCGAUUUCUUGGAGUUAAUAUCGUUAUAUAUAUAGUCCAUUAAACAAAGUUGAUAAUUAUGGAGACAAAAGGUAUUGUUAAAAAACGUCUCCUAUGACCUUUUUAAAAGACAUGCAGAUUGUACAGUUUGCUCUAAUUUAUGAUUCAUUGUAUAAAAAAUUGAUUUGAAUUUCAGUACAUGUACAAUAGCUUGUGUGACAAUGGAUUCAAAUAAAAA